GUAUGUGAAUGCGUUGAGCCUGAGUGCUGAGCUAGAGAGAGAGAGAGAGAGAGAAAGAGAGAGAGAGAGAGAGAGAGAGAGAGCAAGAAAACAUCAUCAGACUGCAUAGCUUAUUCUCCAGAGCCGAAUGAAAGAUUGUGUAUCCACAAGAAUAAGCUGAAUAAUGGAAUAUCUCCAAUAUUUAUUAAUAAGUAAAGCACCUAACUUGAACUAAAAUAAAAAGAUGGAACGUACAACCUUGGUUUGUCCUGCCCAGGGCUGGUGUGGCCCUAACGUUUCAACCUUUUCAAUGGAGUGGGAUGACAAGGUAAACUCCUUUCUGACGGAACCUGAUGUGAUCAAACCCCCUCCACAGUUCCAAGAUCCAGAAGAACCGAGCGAGGCCUCACCCACUAACUCCGCGGUCGUAAGGCGGGAUAAAGACUGCAUGAGCUCCUUGAAGAAGGAGCGUAGGAGUAGACCAACCAGUAACAUAGAGCUUUACAGACGCUCCUUGCCCCUUUCCACCAACAUCAGUUCCAACCCAGGCGUGGCACGGCGACAGUGUGAAAGCUAUGCGCUUUCAUAUCCCAGCAGCAGUUCAGAGGAUAGUGGCAGUGACAGUACAUCAGCAAGGAGGGGGGAUCGGCUUCCGGAUGCAGUUCCACGUUCUAGGUCCCGGAGCAUCGUUCUCAGUAAAGCCAAAAGGAAACCAGCCCCACCUGUACGAACAGUGUCGCUGCAAAGGCUCACAGCCGAAAAGCAUUGUGAAGAUAAAAAACAGACACUUUUAAAAAAAGAUUCCCAGAAUACCUUUCUUCUACCAGAUCUUAUUCCAACAGCUAAGCCUGUUUCUUCUGCUGAAGCACCUAAUAAGGUGCUACAGAAUCCUUCCAUCUCUUGCCACAAAGCACUAAAAGAACUUCGAUCCAGCGAACCAUGCAAGUCUACAUUGGGUCCCUCUGUGGCUACUCCAAUAAAUGAAGGCACUCCUGGUAAUUCCGAUGUACACACUUCCCCAACCUCCUCUCACUCCUCUCCCUCCCAGCCUUCUAUUUCUUCUCCUUCCAAGCCUCUUGGGUCAAAUUCUCCAUCAAGUGGUUAUGGAAGCCAAUGUGAAACACCUACUCAAUCAGUUUUGACCUUGACUAACAUGGGACCUUUUCAACAACUGGGCUGCAGAAUGCGCCACAAGCCUCUUCCUGGCCAGAGAGCAAGGAACCGCAAUGCUAGACUAUCUCUUCAGCUUCCUGAAAUACAACAGUGCACCCCUGAUCCAGAACCUAACCCAGUCCAACCCAAACCAAAUCGACGCUACUCAGACAGCACAGAAGCCACCAGACCUAAGCAAAGGAUGAGCAACAGUAUGUUCAUAAUGCCAGUGGUGACUCAGGAGGACCUGAAUAAAGUGCACUUACGUUCAGUCAGCAGCUCUGAUCUAGAGAAUGCAAGAGAAACUACAGAGGUUAUUGAGGAAGAGACUGAAAGACAUAGAAACUCUUUAAGCCCUACAAAAAGCCCAAAGGCUAAACCACCAGUGGCUCCAAAGCCUCAGAGAAACAAAUGGCCACAAAAUGUCAUGGUACAGCCACAUUUCGAAACACCUUCUGAUACAGAACCCCCAACAGUCAAAGCAAGUAAAAGACAGGAUGACAUUUAUGCAAUGAUUAACAAAGCAAAGUCCCCAGUGACUGAAGCAUCCCCAAAUAUUAGCAGUAUUGCAAAAGAACAUCAUCAAAAGCAGCAGCAAUUUUUUGAUGGACAUGUCAUAAAGCCAGUGCGGGAGCCCCGUCGGCCACAACCCCCAUGCACUCUUGAGCCACAAAAUCAGAAUGUGCUUCCCUUCAACAAAACUAACAGACAUGAUCUUAAGAAGAAGCGAAGAGCCCCAACACCACCUCUGGCUAAGACUCCAGAGGCAGACAAUCCAUCUUAUGAUAAUUCAGCUUGGACAAUGUCAGGCUCAGAUGAUGUCCAGUCUCCAACUCAGCAUUGCAAGUCUCCAAAAUCUCCAACAUCUGCAAGUCAGUAUCAUGUCACUCUAUAUGGAGUAAUUCCAUCUUAUCCUAUGGACAUUGAACAACAACACUCAAGUGGUGUAGCUCAUCCAACAUACGAAGUAGAUAAAAGAGACCAAAUGCCAGACCUUGGAGCUCUUCAGUUAGUGGGAGAGAAAGAUGAUGUAUUUCUUUACAAGUCCAAAUCUCAGACAACAGAAGACUUAUUCACUAUCAUCCACAGAUCUAAACGAAAGCUCCUGGGUCGUAAAGACUCAUUUGAAAACAAGCAAGGUGACACUGGCACUCAGACUCUUGGUAGUGGAUGUUCCAAAAUCAGUUCUCAAAAUGACAACUUCAUGGCUUUUCUUAGAAGAACACGAAGUGCCAAGGCUGGAUGCAGUGGACGGAUUUCAGCCGCAGAGCUCCUCAAAAACUCCAAACCCACAGCUACCAUUGCAGCAAACAUGACCCCUUGCAAAAAUAGCUACGGACAGUCACAUGGUCCUUAAAAUGUCAUUUUAUGGAUAACCUCUUCCAAUCACGAUUUAUAUCUAAAAUCUGUUGUCAUGUAAUGCAAUGUUCAAGCUUUUGAAAGUGUUCAAAGCAAUUGUUUAAAAAAUUUGCUUGUAAAACUUGCUUUUGUUUAGAAUAGGACUUGAAUAGAGCAUUUUGGAUUUGUUUAGAAUGUAUCUUCCUGAAACACAUAUCUUGUUUUUCCAUUGUGGUAACUAAGAACAAAAUAAUGUCAAAUUAAGAUUUCUUGGUAAUUCAACUAUUACUCUAUAUGUAAGUAUAAAUGUUUUAAGGGUUAUUAAAUUGAAUUUAUUGAAUUGAAUAUUAUUGAAUGUUACAUUAAAUUUGUGUUUUGGCUACA
This is a messenger RNA of Paramisgurnus dabryanus, 2853 nucleotides long. RefSeq names its product NHS-like protein 2. Lineage: Eukaryota; Metazoa; Chordata; Actinopteri; Cypriniformes; Cobitidae. Gene Ontology annotation, biological process: cell differentiation. The record is from RefSeq and is a predicted model, not a curated record.